Arabidopsis arenosa is the source of this 1607-nucleotide messenger RNA. NCBI's taxonomy places the organism in Eukaryota, Viridiplantae, Streptophyta, Magnoliopsida, Brassicales, Brassicaceae. The record is from the annotation of a GenBank genome assembly.
UACAAAAAAAAAAAAAAAAUGAGGAAGAGCUGAAAGAUUCGCGACGAAGCAAAACAACAGUGUUUAAUCUAUCGCCGCCUUGUUCUGUUAAACAAGAGUAGAGGAACCAAAGUUGGAAACUUUGAACUCCCCAUUGGUUUUAAUGUUAAUCACUGAUCAUUCGAAUCUGGAAUAGAAGUAAAUGAGUGCUUAAUCUCUUGUUUUUGUGGAGAAUUUGAGUGUUAAAAGAAGAGGAAGAAGAUGCAGAGGGUUAGGGUUUCAUCUCAAAGAGCAGCUGUGCAUAAGCUUGGUGAUUCUCAGAUGACUUUAUCUCCCAAAUUUAGAGUAGCAGCAUCGAUUCAAUCGACAUUGUUUGAUAGAUCAUCGGAAUUAGAACUGUCGCUUAUAGGAGAACCCUUGAUUCCCGGUUUACCUGACGAUGUUGCGCUUAACUGUCUUUUACGGGUUCCAGUUCAAAGCCAUGUAUCGAGUAGAGCCGUGUGCAAGAGAUGGCAUCUCUUGUUUGGUACUAAAGAGACUUUUUUCGCUAAGCGUAAGGAGUUCGGGUUUAAAGACCCCUGGCUGUUCGUGGUUGGGUUUAGUAGAUGCACUGGGAAAAUCCAAUGGAAGGUAUUGGAUUUGAGGAAUCUCACUUGGCACGAAAUCCCGGCUAUGCCAUGUAGAGAUAAAGUUUGUCCUCACGGUUUCAGAUCGGUUUCGAUGCCUCGCGAAGGUACUAUGUUUGUAUGUGGCGGGAUGGUUUCGGAUUCGGAUUGUCCUCUUGAUUUGGUGUUGAAGUAUGAUAUGGUGAGGAAUCAUUGGACUGUCACGAACAAAAUGAUAACCGCGAGGUCGUUUUUUGCUAGCGGUGUGAUCGAUGGGAUGAUAUAUGCGGCAGGUGGAAAUGCUGCGGAUUUAUAUGAGCUCGAUUCUGCCGAGGUUUUGAACCCUUUGGACGGGAAUUGGCGGCCAGUUUCAAACAUGGUCGCACACAUGGCGUCUUACGACACAGCAGUCUUAAACGGGAAGCUUUUGGUAACGGAAGGAUGGUUAUGGCCGUUCUUUGUAUCCCCGAGAGGUCAAGUUUAUGACCCGAGGACGGAUCAAUGGGAAACAAUGUCAAUGGGGUUAAGAGAAGGAUGGACCGGGACGAGUGUCGUGAUUUAUGAUCGGUUGUUUAUAGUUUCGGAAUUAGAGAGAAUGAAGAUGAAGGUUUAUGAUCCUGUUACAGAUUCGUGGGAGACUAUUAACGGACUGGAAUUGCCUGAGCAGAUUUGUAGACCGUUUGCGGUUAACUGUUACGGGAACAGAGUAUAUGUGGUUGGUCGGAAUCUUCAUCUUGCGGUUGGGAAUAUUUGGCAGUCGGAGAAUAAGUUUGGAGUGAGGUGGGAGGUCGUGGAGUCGCCGGAGCGUUAUGCAGAUAUAACUCCAUCGAAUUCUCAGAUUCUUUUUGCUUAAAAGAGAUUGAUAAAUCUGUUUGGUUUGGAUUCCAAUGUUUGUAAACUAUAUUGUAUGAAUAAGUAAACUUGUCAUAGAAACAUCAUCAUGAUGUUUGAACUCUUGUAUCAUAUAUUCAUAUGUGUGUAUAACUUAUGUCCGAAAGUGUUAAAUAUAAUACAUGGACUGGA